AUGUGCCCAAUCAAGAAGGAGACGAGCGCCGAGUCCGGCUCGCCGUGCAGCUCGCCCUCGGCCUCCUCCACCUCGCUGGAGCACCACCAGACAGUGUGGACGUCGUUGCCGAAGAAGCGCCCGCGGGCGCACCAAGUUCCGGGAGACGCGGCACCCGGUGUUCCGCGGCGUCCGGCGCCGGGGCAACGCCGGGCGGUGGGUCUGCGAGGUGCGCGUGCCGGGCGGCGCGGCUGCAGGCUCUGGCUCGGCACCUUCGACACCGCGGACGCCGCGGCCUGCGCGCACGACGCCGCCAUGCUCGCCAUCGCCGGCGGCGCGUGCUGCCUCAACUUCGCAGACUCGGCGUGGCUGCUCGCCGUGCCGGCCUCGGCCUCGUCGUACGCCAGCCUCGCCGACGUCCGCCGCGCCGUGGCGGAGGCCGUGGAGAGCUUCCUGCGACGCGAAGGGGCGGCCGCGGUGGUGGACGACGCGCGCUCGGCCGCGUCCUCGACGUCGUCAUCCCCGGCCAGCGAUGACGAUGAAGCCGAGGAGUCGUCUUCGGCUACCGAGGAUUCGCCGGCGUUCGAACUGGACGUGUUCAAUGACAUGAGCUGGGACUUGUACUAUGCGAGCUUGGCGCAGGCGAUACUCAUGGAGCCACCGCCCACAGUCACCACCGCGUUCUGCGACGACGGCGUCGCCGAAGUGCCACUCUGGAGCUACUAG
This is a messenger RNA of Miscanthus lutarioriparius, 705 nucleotides long. Lineage: Eukaryota; Viridiplantae; Streptophyta; Magnoliopsida; Poales; Poaceae. The record is from the annotation of a GenBank genome assembly.